UGCUAGUACUAUUUAGGAAGCAGAACAGACAAAACCUUGUCUCUUUGAUGGACAAAACCUGAAGCUUUUAGAGAGAGAGAGAGUUACAGUUUGGAAACUGGAAGUGAUGAAAACCUUGACGAGUUCUUGCUCCAAGGCAAUCAUUGACAAGCAUAGAGAUAAAGGGUUGUCUUGUUUUAAUGAUCUUUCUCUUAACAGAGGUGAAGUAUGCUUGUUCCCUUCCAAAAAGCUAGUGAGAAUCCGGCUCUUGCGUUUGCUUUCUGUGCAACACAGGCCCCUGCAGCCUGUUUUGUCAUCUUCUUCCUUGUCACCAGACUCACAGGUGGACUUUGAGACAGCAGAAACUCAACCUGCAGAAGAAAAUCCAUCAAAGACUGUUCAUGUCAAAUUCCAGUUACAGAAAGAGUGCUCCUUUGGGGAGCAUUUUUUCAUUGUAGGGGAUCAUCCUAUGUUAGGCAUAUGGGAUCCUGAGAGUGCUAUUCCACUGAAUUGGUUAAAAGGACAUGUUUGGACUGUAGAGCUGGACAUACCUGUUCGAAAAUCAAUCCAGUUCAAAUUCGUUCUGAAAACAAGCACUGGGAACCUUUUGUGGCAACCGGGCCCUGAUCGGAUAUUUAAAUCCUGGGAGACUGAGAAUACAAUCAUCGUUAGUGAAGACUGGGAAGAAGCUGAAUAUCAGAAAUUAAUUGAGGAAGAACCAUCAGCUAAUCAAGAUGGACCUGUUCUUGAUUCAGAGAUGGCAAUUGUUGCAGAGAACUUGACACCUCCAAAGGAAGUAUUAGUUUCUGACAUGGAGCUGGUUUCAGAAACUGAUAGUAUCACCAAUCUAGAAAAGGAGCCAUUACAAGCAUUUUCUGAAGAACUAGCCACUAGCAGUGGUGCUCCUUCACUAGAGGAGCCCUUGGCCAUUGUUGCAGAGAAUAUUAGUUACCCAACUGAAAAUUUCGUAGCGAAUGUAGAUAAUGUAGUGCUCGGUGUGAAGAGAACUGACUACCCCAAUGAUGAAGCUUUGGCUACUUCAAAUAAGAAUCAUUUGGUAGCAGAGGACCUUGGAAAUAUCGGCAGAGUAGAAACAGUCCAGAACCCAGCAACUGCAGAUGUUGAGGGAAAUCUGGUUGUACAUGAAGGUAGUCCUGUUCUGGUACCUGGCUUGACUCCAUUAGAUACAGUGUCAACUGAAGAAGCAAAUUUGGAUGAAUAUGAGAAGAAUAGUAUUACUGAGGCAUCAAUUGAAGUUAAUGAAGCUAAUUAUCAGAAAAUGCCAGAGUUGGAUGAGAAGCAAGAACCUGAAGGUGAACCACAGGAAGAAAAACCAACUGCAGUGUCCAAGGAUGAGGAGGAACCUACUGCAGUGUCCAAGGAUGAGGAGGAACAGCUUGAUAACCGACACAUUCAGAGUCCCCAACUAGCCAGAGAACAGCGUGAUCCGGAUCCUUUUCAAAGUGAUGUCCAGUGGGGUCGUAAAACACUUAAGAGGCUUCUGAACAGUUUAAGAUUUCUAUAGCUCAUCUAGACUAAAACAAGCCUGUUUCCUCCCUGUUUCAUUGGUUUUAACUUCUAAAAGUGGCCUGGAAAAUAAAGUAGCAGGGUUAGCCAUGGUUGUGCUGUUACUAUGUACAUACAAACUCUGCUUCCUUUAUUCUGUUGUUAUGUAUUCUACUAUGUGAGGAUCCCUGAAUUUUGUAUCUGUUUCACAAUGUACUGUAUUUAUACCAAGAGAUCAUUUACGUAUUCUCAUAGUAGGACUGCUGCUACAGUUCCAUUAGGGUCAUAUCCUGAUGUUCUUAAAUCUCAGUUCAAAGGUUCUGUUCGUUUUUUAUC
Molecule: messenger RNA, 1821 nt
Organism: Theobroma cacao (cacao)
Lineage: Eukaryota; Viridiplantae; Streptophyta; Magnoliopsida; Malvales; Malvaceae
Product: Carbohydrate-binding-like fold
Cellular component (GO): membrane
Molecular function (GO): starch binding
Source: RefSeq, a predicted model, not a curated record